This is a messenger RNA of Penicillium alfredii, 1080 nucleotides long. Its product is annotated as Mpv17/PMP22 family protein. Gene Ontology annotation, cellular component: mitochondrion; membrane; cytoplasm. Lineage: Eukaryota; Fungi; Ascomycota; Eurotiomycetes; Eurotiales; Aspergillaceae. The transcript has a single exon. Bases 1 to 1080 code for a protein of 359 amino acids. The record is from RefSeq and is a predicted model, not a curated record.
AUGGGUCUCUGCCAACAUGGACUUGUAUCCAAAGCGCCGUACCUGAUCCGGCCACGAGCGACAGCCCCUGGUGUCCGAUCUCCGCUGCGCCGAGUGCGACAGCCACGCCGAUACCAGUCUUCUGACUCCGCGCCGCCCAAAUCGUUUGUGGAGAGCAAAGCCGUCGAAGAGGGAUCGUCGACUGUGAAUACUUCUGCCUCCGCGAAUCCUCAGCCAGCCGCUCCGUCUUCCUCACCGCAAUCGCCAUCGGCCGCAGCUUCGGCUUCGUCCCCCGCCGGGCCAUGCAAUACUCUCGCCGCAGCCGCCGGGGCAGCGACCACGUCUGCGGCUACUAGAUCUGUGACGCGAUCUCGGGCGCUGGGCGAGGUCAUCAAGGCCGGCCCUGUCGGGCGAUUGGGGAGAUGGUAUACCCGGGUGCAGGACAAGAGGCCGUACGUGACACAAGUGUGCAGCUCGAUCAUUAUCUACUUCUGUGGUGAUUUGAGCGCGCAGAUGCUGUUUUCGGAGAAUAGCGACGACUCCAAGGCACCCGCACAGUCGAAGGACGAGGAAGCGCAGGAGGAGACGGACCAUACCUCGGGAUAUGAUCCGUGGAGAACGGUGCGCCACUUGAUCGUGGGAUCCGGAUCGAGUAUCCCGACGUACAAUUGGUUCAUGUUCCUCCACAACAACUUCAACUACGCGUCGCGGUUCCGCUCCAUCCUGACCAAGGUCGUUGUGCAGCAGAUGUGCUUUACUCCGGUCUUCAACACAUACUUCUUUAGCAUGCAUUCCCUCCUUGCGGGCGCCUCUUUGGAAGAAACCUGGGAGCGGGUUAAGAAGGCUCUCCCUGUCAGUAUCACCAACAGCGUCAAGCUGUGGCCUGCUGUUACUGCUUUCAGCUUCAUGUAUGUGCCGCCGCAGUUCCGGAAUGUCUUCUCCGGCUGUAUUGCCGUCUGCUGGCAGACGUAUCUGUGUUGGCUGAACCAGAAGGCUGCGGGCGAGGUCCAGGCUGCGGAGCUUGCGGCGCAGAAUCAAGUCUCGAGCGCGUCGCAUGUUGCGCCCAGUGGCAGUCUGAUUCCUGCAGCAGGCACUGCAUGA